This is a messenger RNA of Gasterosteus aculeatus aculeatus (three-spined stickleback), 2196 nucleotides long. RefSeq names its product 3'(2'), 5'-bisphosphate nucleotidase 2 (gene bpnt2). Lineage: Eukaryota; Metazoa; Chordata; Actinopteri; Perciformes; Gasterosteidae. Gene Ontology annotation, cellular component: endomembrane system. Gene Ontology annotation, molecular function: 3'-nucleotidase activity. Gene Ontology annotation, biological process: phosphatidylinositol phosphate biosynthetic process. The record is from RefSeq and is a predicted model, not a curated record.
GCAGCUCGUGACCUCUCGUGUGUUCGUAAUGAGUGAACAGAGGUGUGAUUGUUCCGCCUCGCGCUCCACGCCAGCAGCACGUUAACGGGCGGAACGAGCAGCGGUCCCGCCAACGGAAUGCGGCUACGGACCCAAACGACGCUCGCUUAUUCGGGGAAUCUCGUCAAACAGACACCGGACGCCACUAAACGCACGAGCAGCUAAUCGGCGUUCGCCCGCGUGCGGCUUCUCUGACAGCGCGCUGGUUUCCUCGCGUGACAGUCGACGCGUUCACGCCGGCUGCGAAGUGGCUCGCGGACGUUAGCUCGCCUCGCCGGACAGCCACGUCAGCUAACGCUAGCUUAGCAUCAGACGCCCCUGUGCCCUCUCGUGUUGUGGGUCGUCAUCCCAGCGAGCGCUUCAGUGUUCUCCUCCGGCGAUGGCUCCGAUGGGCGUCCGGCUGUCCCCGCUCGGUGUGGCGGUGUUCUGCCUGCUGGGAGUCGGCGUCAUCUACCACCUGUACGCGGGGGUCAUCUCCAACCGCUGGGCUGCGUUCAGGAAGGGGGACAAAGUGGAUCUGAGGGACCUGCUGGCUGUCUCGGUGGAGGCUGCGGUGCUCGGUGGCUUGGAGGUGAAGAAGACGCGUAAUGGUGAUAACCUGGAGGAGAAGUCAAAGGGCAAGACGAGGGAGGGAGCCGAUGAACUUCUGACCACGGGUGACCUGCGCUCUCAUAGGAAGAUGUUCAACCUCAUAAGCAGCACCUUCCCUGAUGUCACGGUGAUCAGCGAGGAGCACGACAACACGGUGGAAGAGGCCGCGUCCUGGAGCCGCAACAUUCCAGCCGACAUACUUGACAAGAUCAAGGGGGGCAAGGACGUCUCGGCUGAGAGAGUCACGGUGUGGAUCGACCCCCUGGACGCUACACAGGAAUACACAGAGAACCUGGUGAAGUUUGUGACCACAAUGGUGUGCGUGGCCGUAGAUGGUAAACCAGUCAUUGGGGUCAUACACCAGCCGUUCGCUGACUUCACCGCCUGGGCGUUUGUAGGUCAGGGGUCAAAUGUGAGUCCCCGUGCGUCCUACAGUGUCAGCCCUCCGAAGACGAUUGUAUCACGUUCCCACUCUGGACAAGUUCGAAGCUUUGUUCAGGAUGCUUUUGGAAACAGCACAACGAUCAUAGAAGCAGGUGGAGCAGGGUACAAGGUCCUGUCUCUUGUGUCAAUGCCUUCGAGUGCAAAGGAGCCUGUGGACGAGGCGGACGUUUACAUCCACGUCACCUUCAUUAAGAAGUGGGACAUCUGCGCUGGUGCAGCACUACUCAAUGCACUGGGUGGUCACAUGACGACGCUGAAGGGGGAGGACAUCGACUACAGCGGCGCGGCGCUCAACAAAGGAGGGCUGGUGGCCAGUGUUGGUGUGGACCACAAGGCCCUGCUGGAGAGGCUCCCAAAGGGGGGGCCCGAACAGCUCUGAGUCCCGCGUACACACGGAGCUCAGCCUGUGGACGGGAAACACGUGGCAGCCAUGUUCUAUCACCGAGAGCGCCCACUUCAUCGUGACACCAAACAAUCAGGAUGCAUCGGAGUGGGGGGGGCGCCCAGCAGGACUGCAGGAAACAAAGAUGGCUGCCCCCGGACACGCGUACUUUAAGCGGGAAGAAGCGGUGCGCCUCUCUCUCCCCACAUGCCAACGAACGCGGCGCCUUCACCUUCAGACAACAACACGGGGACCUGAGGAGGGACGACACGAGGACCCAACGACAUCACAUGACUCAUUUCAGAAACAGCCAGCUCGCUGCCGUCAGUGAAUCCGCAAGCUGACGGAGUAGAAAGGAGGCGGUGGAGACAUUUGUUGAGUAAACCCUCAGUUUACAGCAGCGUCUUAAAAUGAACGGUGAAUGUGAAGAAUGUCUCUUUAUGUCUCGCAGACGCAGCGUCUCAGAGCAGCAAUAGUUCGAUCAUUGCUUCCAGAAGACUCGUGUCCGGCUGGGCAAUAUGGAGCCAAUUGGACAUCACAAUAUUCUGUUCCAACCACCUUUUUUAUUGCAAAAUAUUUCUGUAGUAACCACAAGUUUGGAUAUUUGUCAGUUGAUGUAUAGCACUCAAAUUGUCUCAACAGUAAGUUCAUUAGAUUUACUAAGUUACCAAUUCCUUGACUAAAAGGAGAAACUACAAGGAAAUCUAUUAUCCUUUUGUCUGAUUAAACCUUUUCUCAGG